CACAGACACACACACUGACAAACACACAUACUGCCACGCACAGACACACACUGACACACACACAAACACACUGACGCAGACACACACACACACACACACACACACAGACACACAGAGAAGCAACACCCAUCGCGAUGCCUUCCAGCCAUGUGCCAUUGCCCAGCAGCGAGGUGGGCAGACGUCCAGAGGCAGCGAUCGCCCCGACAGUACCGACAGACGCCGAGCGGCGGGCUGGUGUGGAGCACGGGGCGAAGAAAAGUGGCUGGCAGCGAUGCUGCCCCUGGUUGAGCAGCUGCUGCCCGUGCGGGAGGAAGAGCAGCAAGUCCUACGAUGUGGCGGACGCAGAGGUCGAGGAAGAGGCUGGAGAGACUACGGAUGGAGGGAAAGACGACCGGCUGGAGGUCACGAACCUCGACCUCCUGAAGGGCAGCCAGGAGGUCAACCAGCAGAGGCACCACACGGCCGAGUUCGAGUGCACGGAGCUGGUGGUGAGGCGGGGUCAGCCCUUCGAGAUCAGGCUGCGGUUUAACCGACCCUAUGACCCCCAGAGCGACACGGUGCGGCUGGAACUGAGGACAGGGGACAACCCACAGCCGGCGAAAGGGACCCACGUGACGCUCGCCCCAGUCGAACAGCCCGAGAGGGGCCAGUGGGGCGCGGAGGUGCUGGACAGGACGGGGGGCGGCCGGGGGCUCUCCCUCUCGGUCCACAGCCCCCCGGGCUGCCCGGUGGGCAGGUACCGACUCUCCGCCCGCACGCAGGACCCCGCAGGGCCGGGCAAGUGGCUCGAGGAGGCCGUCUACAUCCUGUUCAACCCUUGGUGCCCAGAUGACGUUGUAUUUGUGGACGAAGAGAAAAUGAGGAACGAGUAUGUCCUGAACGAGACUGGACGCAUCUACUACGGGACCGAGAAACAGAUUGGGGCUCGGACCUGGAACUUCGGACAGUUCUCCAAGGGCAUCCUGGAAGCCUGCCUCUUCAUGCUGGACAGAAGCAAGAUGCCGGUGGCAGGGCGAGGCGAUGCUGUUAGUAUCGUGCGUGUCAUCUCGGCCAUGAUUAACUCCCAGGAUGAUUGUGGUGUUCUGGUGGGAAACUGGUCAGGUCAGUAUACAGGGGGCACAGCCCCGACUGCCUGGAUAGGGAGUGGCGAUAUCUUACUCCAGUAUCACCGGACAGGCGAACCCGUCCAGUAUGGACAAUGCUGGGUCUUCUCUGGAGUGGUCACCACAGUUCUCCGCUGCCUGGGUAUCGCUGCCCGCUCGGUCACUAAUUUCGCCUCAGCCCAUGAUACCGAUGUCAGUCUGACCACCGACGUCUUUCUGGACGAAGAGAUGAAGCCCCUGGACCACAUGAACUAUGACUCCAUCUGGAAUUUCCACGUCUGGAAUGAUUGUUGGAUGGCCAGACCAGAUCUCCCGGCUGGUUUCGGAGGUUGGCAGGCGAUUGAUGCCACCCCACAGGAGACCAGCUCUGGUCAGUAUUGCUGUGGACCUGCUUCUGUGGAGGCAAUCCGGAAUGGAAUGGUCUACCUCAAAUACGAUGCCCCUUUCAUCUUUGCUGAGGUGAACAGUGACAAAGUCUUCUGGCAGAGGCAGACGGAUGGAACGUUCCAGAAAGUGCUGGUGCUGAAGAAAGCGGUCGGCCACCAGAUGAGCACCAAGGCCGUGGGCUCUGACGAGCGGGACGAUAUAACCGAAUCCUACAAGUACACUGAAGGGACGGACGAGGAGCGUAUCGCCGUGGAGACUGCCUGUCGUCACGGCAGCCGGCCGGACACCUACGCCGACCAGUACACCGCAAGCGAUGUCGAGGUGACGGUGCACACUGACGACGGGAUCAUCAUGGGCAGCGACUUCACUGUGACGGUGGGCGUGGCCAACACCGGCUCCGAGUGCCGCUCCCUCACCCUCUUCGUCCAGGCCAUCGUCAUGUACUACACCGGCGUCGCCAAGGGGUCCCUUAAGAAGGAUAAGCGUGAUGUCCUUCUGGAGCCACAUGAAAAGAAGGAAGUGAAGCUGGUGUUCCAUAAUGAAGACUAUCUGGAGUUCCUGGUAGACCAGGCAGCUAUGAUGUUCACUGUCACUGGCCGGGUUAAGGAGACCGGACAAGCCAUUGUCAACCAGCACACUUUCCGACUCCGGACUCCGGACCUGAUGAUCACGCCUCUGGGAGAUGCCCAGGUGGGCAAACCGAUGAAGGUGGAAAUUGCAUUGACGAACCCGCUCCCUAAGUCCCUGAAGAAUGUCACCCUGCGGAUUGAGGGACCUGGGCUCCAGAAUCCAGGGAAAGUUAACAUUGGGGAUGUACCCCGUCAUGCCAGUAUCACAGUCACGGAGACCCUGGUACCCCUCAAGCCUGGCUGCAGGAAACUGAUCGCCAGCCUGGAUUGUCAGCAGCUCACCCAGGUCCAUGGAGUGGCCGAGGUCUUGGUGCAGGAGAGCUGAACCCAUUAACAACAGCACCCCCCCCUCCCACUGCAACUCCCCCAACCCGAACCCUCACUCCCUACCCUCCCCAACGCCCC
Messenger RNA from Carcharodon carcharias (great white shark), 2524 nucleotides. RefSeq names its product transglutaminase 1 like 1 (gene tgm1l1). The coding region runs from base 135 to 2444 and encodes 769 amino acids. The record is from RefSeq and is a predicted model, not a curated record. Lineage: Eukaryota; Metazoa; Chordata; Chondrichthyes; Lamniformes; Lamnidae. Gene Ontology annotation, biological process: peptide cross-linking. The transcript has 14 exons. Gene Ontology annotation, molecular function: protein-glutamine gamma-glutamyltransferase activity.